AUGAAUAAAUAUGAAAUUUUAGGUGUAAAUGGCGAGGGAGCUUAUGGAGUUGUUUUGAAAUGCAGAAAUAAAGAAACCUAAGAAAUAGUUGCCAUCAAAAAAUUCAAAGAGACUGAAGAUGAUGAAAUAGCUAAAAAAAAUAUAUAAAGAGAAGUUAAAAUGCUUAGAUAGCUACGCCAUAAAAAUAUUGUAGACUUGAUAGAAGCUUUUAAAAGAAAAGGGAGAAUUUAUUUAGUAUUUGAAUAUGUAGAAAAAAAUCUCUUAGAAGUUUUAGAAGAAAAACCAACUGGCUUAGAUCAUGAAGUUAUUAGAAUUAUCAUGUAUUAACUGCUUAAGGCUCUUCAUUAAUGUCAUAAAUAAGAUGUGAUACAUAGAGAUGUAAAGCCAGAGAACUUAUUGGUUAAUCCUUAUAAUUAUGAGUUAAAAUUAUGUGAUUUCGGUUUUGCUAGAACUUUGCCUUCUAAGUAAGGAGAAAUUAUAACUGACUAUGUGGCUACAAGAUGGUAUAGAGCCCCAGAAUUACUUUUAAAAUAUCCUAAAUAUAGUAAACCUGUUGAUAUUUGGGCAGUAGCCUGCAUUAUGGGUGAAUUAAUUGAUGGAUAACCCCUUUUUCCAGGAUAGAAUGAAAUAGAUCAACUCUAUUUGAUAUAGAAAACUCUUGGCCCGCUCACUCCUGAAUAAAAAGAAUUAUUUAUUAAAAACCCUCGUUUCAUUGGAACAAAGUUUCCUGAAAUAAAUAAACCAGAAACUAUUGAAAGAAGAUAUCUAGGGAAGUUAAGUAAAAAAGCAUUAAAUAUCAUGAAGUUAAUGCUAAAAAUGGACCCUGAUGAGAGAAUAACUGCUGAGGAAGCGAUGAAACAUCCUUAUUUUGAUGGAGUCAGAGAGUAAUUUGAUAAAGACGAUAAUGUUACUAAACCAGUAAGUGCAGUUACAAUAGAUUUAAAGAGAGAAAAUUCUCAUCUAAAGAAAAUGCCUUAAACUGAUAAGUAAAUAAAUCUUUCUAGAAAAGUUGAUAUUAUUGGAAAAACUGAAUCGAAUGAUAUUGAUGAAAAAAACAAUGGUAUGGUUUAAAAUAACGAAGAUCACAACGAGUAUGGAGAAUCUUAUGGAAAACAAUCAAUGAAGCUUGAAAAAUCAACUAAACUAUUUGGGCAAAAAUCAAUUCCUACAUAUUUAUAAGGGUAGUAAUUUAUGUAAAGUUCAGUUUAUAAUUACAAAGUAUCAGAUAAAAAUCUUGAGGAAGGAUCCUUUAUAGACCAAGAUAAAAAUUUGAAAAAGAAUAAUUAAGAUAAAAGCUUGGAAAAGAAGACAGCAGCAGUAAUACCUGCUCAAGUUGGAGACCAAAUUAAAAAAAUUCCUUUGAAAAAAAAUUUAAGCUUAAACAAAAUACAUAAGACAUUUUACUAAUCAGUAGCGAUGAAAGAGGAUGAUAAGCAAUAUGCAUAAUUUAAGUAAACUUAAAGAGAUAACAAUAUUAUGAGCUAAAAGCAAGUAUUACCAUCAAUAACAAAAAAAUUUCUUAUAGAUAAUGGAGCAAAUUCAAAUUCACCCACAUCUAGGACUGCUAAGCUUUCUCUGGGAUCGACUUCUCAGUUCACUAAAUAAACAAAUGGAUAAUUCAUAAACCCGAGCGGAAGUACUACAAAUGCAAAUAGUACUUCGAGACUAGUGAACGAUAUGAACUUCUCAAAAUUUCAUAACCUUAAUGUUAUUUACAAUACUAAUACUUAUAAUUACAACAUGCCUCUUACUUAAAAAGCAGCAAACAACACUAAAAAAACAAAACCUAAAUACUAAAUUUGA
Molecule: messenger RNA, 1803 nt
Organism: Tetrahymena thermophila SB210
Lineage: Eukaryota; Ciliophora; Oligohymenophorea; Hymenostomatida; Tetrahymenidae
Product: cyclin-dependent kinase-like Serine/Threonine kinase family protein
Exons: 12
Biological process (GO): protein phosphorylation; intracellular signal transduction
Cellular component (GO): cytoplasm; nucleus
Molecular function (GO): ATP binding; MAP kinase activity
Source: RefSeq, a predicted model, not a curated record